Hemiscyllium ocellatum (epaulette shark) is the source of this 1020-nucleotide messenger RNA. RefSeq lists its product as uncharacterized. NCBI's taxonomy places the organism in Eukaryota, Metazoa, Chordata, Chondrichthyes, Orectolobiformes, Hemiscylliidae. The record is from RefSeq and is a predicted model, not a curated record. The transcript has 6 exons.
AUGCAGCAGGCUCCAAAGGAGCGAGUUUUCAUCGAACAAAUGGUCACCAGGCGGUUUUACCCAAAUACUUCAGGAAUAUUUUCUAAUGUCCAUGAUGGCACCAAGGCUUUCCCUCAACGUCCAAGAUCACCAAAUCGUAAUAAACCCCAACCCCACUAUGCAAGAUAUAUUAGAAGUAAUACAAGAUUUAUCAAUGAGCCAUUUGCAUAUAUGGAAUCUGAAGAUACAGUGUCAAAGCAGUUUCAUUGGAUGAAACAUGAAUCACCAUUUCUGACACAGCAUGUACCAGCUUACAGUUUGGAAAGCACCCAAAGACAUGAUUACCAGAGAAUAAUCUCCAAACCUCAUCUUCAAACAAGACAUGGAUGUAAUCCAAACAAAUAUCCUUGUUCAGGCAUAGUCCCUCAGGCGGAUCCUAGGGAAUUACUGUCUCCUCCAAAGAAUCAUCAAGAAUACAUAUCUUUCAUUCAUCAAUACGAUGCAAGGAAGUGUCCAAAUGAACCCAUCAGAGGCAAACGUCAUGGAGCCUUUGUGUGCGCACAGAUAAACUCACAGAGUGGAAAGAUAGCUCCCAGAGGAGGAAAGGCAUUCCUGGUUACUGAAGGGUCACAUUCACUGGAACAGUUAAAAGAAGAAAAAGGAAAUGUGGGGGAAGACAUAUUAGCCUCACCCAAGCCCGGCUCAAUGAAUUUUCAACAGAUGCUUUGUUCUGGAACUUGCUUAUCAAAACCAGACCCUGAAUAAGCAGCCAAGGCUUAUCCCAGAAUUCUUACUGAAGGACAAAACAGCUUAUGGUCACAGACAGAUGAAGUCCACAGAAGACUCAGUGAACAUCAGCAAGUUGCUCUGGAUCUUACAUCAACAACAAAAUCAAAAUGUAGCCAUCCUCCGGCCUUGGACCACAUGACCUCUGACAUCCCAACCUCGGAACUCGUGGCCUUCAACCUCAGAACACACAACCUCCAAUCCUGCAGCUUCAGUGUCUCACGGCCUUCGACCUCACAGCAUCGGAAGUCCUAG